CGUCAAACGGGACUGUUUGUUCUAGAUUUGGGGCGAGGAAGGUCUGCGAGCGCUGACAACCGACUGAAGAAGAAAAGAGAGAGCUGUUAAGAACCUUUUUAACAACUUGUAAUGAGGACCUGAAGAAGACCAUUCAGCAGUGAUCAGGGGAAAGAAAUCGCUCACAGCAUUAGAAAGGCAGUCAUGGUGUUUUUUAAGUAUUGACUGAUUGUUUGACAUUUCUAAAAAGAUCUAGAAAGGAAAGUUACACACUGUGAAAUACUUAAAGGUAGAUUACAUAAGCAUAGGGGCAAAGCAAUGUUGCAGCUAAUUUACGGCGUCUAUACACUUUAUUUACUAAAAAUAUAAUGUAAGGGUCCAUUGUGCUGCGGUAUAUUCGUGUGUGUGAAAUAGUGUAGUUAGAUUUUGAUUAGUUGGGAUAGAAAGGGUAUAUAAAUUGGCUUUUAUGUGUAUCACAAACUUCAUGCCACCCCUGCAUUAGAGGGGCCUCAGUUGGGCAGCCCCAUUUAAAAAAAAAAAAAAAAAAAAGAAAUCUGUAUGCGCCCCUAUUUAUCAAGCUAACAUGCUUGCAAGCACAUCAUGUUCCUCUGGCCAGCAGCAGGACUGAGGGUUCUGUUGACGGGACAGAGGGGGCAACAACAGAAGGACAGGAACUCAGCUUUCACCAAGGUGUGACACUUGGCCUCUAACCUGUGUGUUGUGGUGUCCUUGCACACACACGUCCCACUGACCGACCUCCGGUGUUACGUCUCGGAAUCGCCACCUCACCGACUGAGAAAUGAUCACCCAAUAGGAAUAGACCACAGCUGUAAAGCAUCAAACAUAGAGUCGAGUAAGGAGAGUAAUGGCCUGAGGGGGGCUCCCCCCAGUCCCACCUGCCCCUGCCAGGUCCAAUCUGCCCAACCUGUCGGCUCAGCAACUGAAACCCCGCUUUGCUAUGGGAGACGGACUGGAGGCAGGCAGCAGCCAGAACCCUCCCUCUGCCCCACCCCCUCUCUCUUUCAACCCGCCACCCCCCGAAACAUGGAACCCCUCCAGACCCAAACGACAGACCAACCAGCUACAGUUCCUGCUCAAAGAGGUGUUGAAGACAUUAUGGAAACACAACUUCGCAUGGCCCUUCCAGAGUCCUGUAGAUGCCAUCAAACUCGGUUUACCUGACUACUAUAAGAUCAUCAAGAUCCCAAUGGACAUGGGCACGAUAAAAAAACGUCUGGAGAACAACUACUACUGGAACGCCCAGGAGUGUAUCCAAGACUUCAACACAAUGUUCACUAACUGCUACAUCUACAACAAGCCUGGGGACGACAUUGUCCUGAUGGCCAAGACAUUGGAAAAGGUCUUUCUUCAUAAGAUCACAGAGAUGCCGCAGGAGGAGAAGGAGAUCGCUGUGGUCACCAAGGGACGCCGAGGGGGCAGACGGGAGACAUCUCUGAUAUCCAAGUCUGAUUCAGGACAAGACUCAUCCUCCCCCUCCACCACCCCCCAUACAAGAGGCUUCUCUUCCCCUUCUACGACCCCACAGACCCGCGUCGUGCCCGCUGCCCAAGCCCCUCCCCCCCUGACCCUGCCUCCAGUCCUGCCCCUGGCCCAACCUCUGACACAGCCUCUGAUCCAGCCUCAGCCCCCACGUGUGCCUCCUACACCCGCCGCCCAUGCACCGCAUCUGGGACCCUCUUUUCCCCUCUCAACUCCUGACGUCCUAGCACAGGGAAUAACGUCUGUUCUCUCUUCGGCCUUGAAAAACCAAGGUCUCCAUCAGGCGGCCCCGUUGCUGCAGAGCUCCCCCGCACUUGUUAAGCAUCAAAGGAAGAGCCAGAAGAGGAAAGCUGACACCACCACACCCACAGCCAACGACCAGCUCAGUGAAUCAUCUCCUGUCUCUGCUGAGACUCGGCCACGUCGAGAAAGCAUUCGCCCACCCAAGCAACCCAAAAAAGAAACGUCGCAGCCAGACUCCCAGCACCACCUGGGAGGAGUUUUAGAGACCGGGGGGACUGUGACGCAGAAGCGACAGGACCAGAUACGUUCCUGUGGACGCCUCGUCAAAGAGAUGCUAUCCAAGAAGCACGUAGGAUAUGCCUGGCCCUUUUACAAGCCUGUAGAUGUUAAAGCUUUAGGUCUCCACGACUACCAUGACAUCAUCAAACACCCAAUGGACCUCAGCACCAUCAAGAAAAAGUUGGACAGCCGACAGUACAGAGACGCUCAAGAAUUUGCUGCAGAUGUCCGGUUGAUGUUCUCAAACUGUUACAAGUACAAUCCCCCUGACCAUGAUGUGGUCGGCAUGGCACGCAAAUUACAGGACGUGUUUGAGAUGCGUUUUGCCAAAAUGCCCGAUGAGCCAGAGGAGCUCGUCCCUGUUCCCACCCCGUCAACGGCCCUCCACCCUGCCCCCUCCACUCGACAAGUCCCGCCUCCUUCUGCCGUCUUUGAGGACGAAAGCUCCACUUCCUCUGAAUCGGAGUCCUCGGGGGGAGACUCGGAGCAUGAAAGGCAACAGCGAUUGGCGGAGUUACAGGAACAGCUUAAAGCCGUUCAUGAGCAGCUGGCAGCUCUUUCCCAACCUCCAGUCAGUAAGCCCAAGAAGAAAGAGAGGGAGAAGAAGGAGAAGGAGAAGGAGAAGGAGAAGAAGAAAGAAAAGUACAAGAAGAAGAGUGGACCAGAGGAGCCUGUGGAGAGCCCUCCCCAUGUGACUAUUCAGACUUGUAAGAAAAACAAGAGCAGCAAGGAGCCAAUAGUUACAAAGAAGGAAAGGAAAAAGCCUGGUAAGAAAGAAGGAGUUAAAAACAGCCGCCCAGCUGUGGCCCUUCCACCCGGGCCGACCCCUCUGGUCCCUUCGGCCGCUCUUGAAGCAGAGGAUGACGUGGAUGUGUUUGGGGCGGGAUCCGCUGAAAGGGGCAAGCCGAUGUCGUAUGAGGAGAAGCGCCAGCUGAGCCUGGAUAUCAACAAGCUGCCCGGUGACAAGCUGGGCCGCGUUGUGCACAUAAUCCAGACACGAGAGCCAUCACUGAAGAACUCCAACCCAGACGAGAUAGAGAUCGACUUUGAGACCCUGAAGCCCUCCACGCUGAGAGAGCUGGAGAAAUACGUCUCCAGCUGCCUCAAGAAGAAGAAGAAGCUGUCAGCAGAGAAGCCUUCGGAAAUGUCAAACAUGACAAAAGUGAAGACCGAGACAUCAUCUUCUGGCAGCAGCGACUCCUCUGAUAGUGAAGACUCUGAGAAUGGGCUGGUUCCCAAGCAGCAGAAGAAGAACUCAAUUAACAGAGAUGCAAAGAGACCGCUACUCCAGGAGCUGAGCAGCGGAGUGGCCCCAGUUGUUCCACAGCCUCCCAUUCAGCCUCAGGUUGUCCAGGCCAAACCACGAUUUGUCCCUCCUCCCCCGGUCACCGUCUCUGGCCCGUCUCUGGACUCCCAGCUGCUGGGCUCUGGAUUCGAUCCCCUAGCUCACUUCAUGAAUCCUCACCUGGCGCAGUCCAACUCGGAGCCAAAUCCGAACAUUACUCCUGCCGGUGCCCCAGUCCCAUCCCGCCCCCUCAACGCAAACACACCCACUGGCCAGACACCCACUGAGACGCACCCUUUCCUCAACCAACACCCCAUCAUACCUUCACCAGCGAUCCACAAUGCUCUUCCCCCACAACCCUCAAGACCUAGCCACCGAGCAGCCCCACUCCCUCCUAAAACCCCCCAGCCUGCCCCAUCAUCGCUCCCCUCCCUGCCUCCAUCGUCCUCACCUCAGCUUCAGCCCUCGCUUCCACUUUCCCUGCCCCAGCCCGUUCCCCGACCCCGCGUCCCUUCACCCCCAUCCCACGGCAUCUUGGGCACCCUCUCGGCACAACCGCCCCAAGCCCUGCUGGAGGAUGACGAUGAGCCGACGCCCCCCAGCUCUGAAAACACGCCCCUCAGUCAGGUUCACACCUUCCUGCAGUCGCUCCAGGUUCGACCUCCUGCGCAGACGCUACACACGCUCACUCAUUCGCCCGUGCAGGGCGCCUCUCAGCUCAUGCAGUCAAUAAACGCACAGUCUGUGACCACAUCGAACCCCACCCUGACACAAAGACACAGCUCGAGCCACGCACAUAUGCGACAGCCCUUCCCACAUAUGAACACGUCAACGCCACAGCAGCAGAAGGGGGUCGCCCUGCAGCAGAAGGUGCAUCAGAUGCAGCAAAUUCAACAACAUCUUUCGCCACGCAUCAAAGCGGAGCCUUUUGUAGCCGGUGGCCUGCGUGAAAGCCCUUCUCCCCUGAUGAUGCAUUCUCCACAGAUGCCUCAGUUCCACACAAUGGGACAGCAGUCACCCUCACAAACAAAGAAACAUGAGCAGAGAUCCAACCUUGUCGGGGUCAAAGAAGAGAAACCUUCCCAUUCGCCUGUUCUACCCCCCUCGCCCUUCAGCCCUGUCAUGCGUCAAGACACACACAAACCUGACCACAAACACAGAUUAGACUCAAAGUCGUUGGAUAACUCUCGAGCUGGUUCCCGCCUCACAGACUCCCCAGUAACGCCUUGCCCUCAGCAAGACAUCAAAAUCAAACAAGAGCCCAAAACUCCUGUUGCUGCCAAGAAGACACAGGAUGUGAAGUUGAAGAACAUAGGCUCCUGGGCGAGCCUGGCUCAGAAGCCUCAGUCCACGCCAGCCUCCUCUGUGCGCUCCUCCAGUGACAGUUUUGAACAGUUCAGACGAGCCGCCAAGGAGAAGGAGGAGAGAGAGAGACAGCUGAAAGCACAGGCUGAGCAGGCCAGGAGAGAGCAAGGGAAGCUACGCCGUGACGAUGAUGACACCAUGGAGCAGGCUCGUCGGGUGCAAGAAGAUACCCGCCGUCGCCAGGAGCAGCAGUCACCACUGGCUCCCACACCUCCAGCUUCUACCCCACCUACUCACUCUCCACAGGCUCCGCCCCCUCCGCAACAAGCUCCGACUCCGCCCUCCUCAGCCGACCAGAGGGAGAUGGCACGUCGUCGCGAGCAGGAGAGGCGCAGGAGAGAGGCGAUGGACACCAUUGAUAUAAACUUUCAGAGUGACCUGAUGGCCAUCUUUGAAGAAAACCUGUUCUGAUCAGGGAAAUGCAGACGGUGGGAGUGAGAGAAGGAUCUUUGGACACACAUUUACAAACAUGCAUAUAAAACCACAAAGCUCUGAAACACAGUCACUGCUCUCAUACACACACACACACACACACACACACACACACACACUCAUGUAAACACAGACUUGGUAGUAGCUGUCCCUUUCUCUCAGUAGUUGAAACAGCUGGCUUGUGUCAUGUGAAUGAGAGGUGAGGGAAGUGACAUUGAAAUAAGCAACCCUCUUUCUCCAAUGUCGGAUACGUUUUGGUGUCUGGCUUGGUGUUCAUGGUUGUUGGACAGUGAAAUCAUCAGAUAGUCAGCUCCCUCAAGGAAACAUACAAGAAAAGCCGAAUAAAACAGAGGGGACAGAACUUUUACAUAGAAAAUUAAUUGUUUAAUUUAAGGAAAUCUAUGAAACCUUGUUCUUUAAAUUUGUGAGUGGAGAGAAGGAGGUGGAGAAAGGAACAGGCGAACAAAUUUACAAACAGACAUCACUGUUUUACUCUUUUUUCCUAAUCUCUUUUUAUUUUUGGAUUUUAACCGAUGCUGGUGGGCUCUAGUCUGUCGGGCACCUGAGAGUGGGUUGUUUUUCUCUCAGGACUCAGUGGGAACGCAACACACACGGCCACAUACAUUUUCUGAUCCACCCCUCCUCCCUUCACUUCUCCUCUCUCUCUCUCUCUCUUCAGUCAAUAACUGGAGGGAUGGAGGCGUCACUGAUACUCAAAUAUUCGAUGGAGAUUAGGAAGGGGAGCGGUCGUUUAGAACGUCUCAGAGUUCGUCCUUUGCCUUAGCGCUCUGGCCUGUAAACUAACAAUCGUACCCAACAAAUUAUACAUAUUAUAUAUAUGAAUAGAUACAUGAAUAUAUAUUAUAUACGACUUAACGUCAACGCGAAAGAGCAUGAGAGAAAUUAGGAUUUCGGGGGGGAGCAAAGCUCGCCUCUUUGUUCAUCUCGGAGCUCUGGUUUUGAUUUUGUAGAAUUUACUGUAAAGAAGAAGAAAGAACUUUUUUUAUAAUUCUAUCAAGAGGAUUGUUUCAUCUGUUUUAUUCUCUCUCAUACCUUUUUUGUUUCUGUUUAUUUCUUCUCGACUCUAUGCCAAAACCAAUCUAUUGAGUGCUGAAAGUUCAUUCACAUUUUUUACGUUUUAAGAUGCAUCUUCUUUUCACUUUAUAUUAAAGGCUACGUUUUUAUCGCUAUUUAAUUAUUCCUUUAUCCCCUUUUCAAUCUGAAAUUAUGCAGAAGUUUGCUCUGUGAUAGUUUAAAGAAGAUCAUUACUGUAUGUCACUACUCUACUUAAACCCCAUCACUAUGUGUACAAUAUCUGCACUUAAAUUGUCAUUACUUGCAUCUUUUUUUUUUAGAAAUGUCCUUUCAUCAUGUACAUGUUUUUAGUCUUUCUAAGCGUCUUAUCCUUCAAACGGCUUCACUCUGUCAUAGGUUCUUGUUUGUCAUCUUCCUGUCUUUUAUUUUGAAAAUCUUUCAUCGUCCAUGCUAACUCAUUUGGGAUGUUGUGUGCCAUUGUGUUUUUGUGGAAGCAGGACAUUCGCCUGAUUUUCUUAGGUUGGCCCUGAGAUCUGAGUGUUUUCAAUUCUUUAAUUGCUUUUUUUUUUUUAAUGUUACAUUUAUUUCUUUUCCCCUUUUCAUAUUUGAUUGUUUUGAGGUUUCCCCCCCCCCUUUGCUAUUUUACCCAGAACAACCUGUUGGUAUGUUGGUGAGUGAGGCAUUGAGGUCAAUAGAUUCAUCUUGUUCAGAUCAUGGAGUACAGCAUCUUUUUUUAAGAAAAGUAUUAAAAAAUAAUGUGAAAAAAAAUUC
Molecule: messenger RNA, 6889 nt
Organism: Labrus bergylta (ballan wrasse)
Lineage: Eukaryota; Metazoa; Chordata; Actinopteri; Labriformes; Labridae
Product: bromodomain-containing protein 4
Biological process (GO): regulation of DNA-templated transcription; chromatin remodeling
Cellular component (GO): nucleus; chromatin
Source: RefSeq, a predicted model, not a curated record